AUGUGGUGUCCGCCCACCCCGCCCUCCAGCGACGGAGACGUGUACUGCGACAGCUGGGCGCGGGCCCUCUACCGGCGGGGGGCCGCGGCCGACGCUCUCCUCCCGCCCGUCCGCUGGAGAGACUCCCGAGCCCCGCGCUCCCCGCGCCGCACCCGGCCGGCGCCCCGCUCCGCACACGCUCCUCCUUCGUUGUUCGACCGCGGCGGCCCGCGCCCCCGGCCCCGGCUCCGCGCGCCCCCCGCCCCGCCCAGGGACCACGUCACUCCUCCGCCCGACUGGGCUCCUUGCGAGGACGCGGCUCUGAGGAGGGCGCUCCGUCUGCAGCGCUUACCGCCGGAACCUCCGGCCGCUCACGCUCCCAACUGGGACUGGCUCGCCGACCUGGUGGGGGAGGUCGCUCGAGCCUACCGGUCGCCCCGCUCCUGUCGCGAUCGUCACGACGCGCUCGCCGACCCGGAGCGCGCGCGCCGCAAGCAUCGGAAACCUCCGCCGGCGCGACGUCGGCCGGACGAUGACGCCCCGCGCCCGCCGCUACAACGACUCGACGCGAUGCGGGAAGCCGCCGAGCGACGCCGCGCGGCGCCCAAGCGACGCCUGGACGACGCCUCCCACCACAACCCCAAGCACGCCGCGCUGCUCGCCGACCACGGAGUUGACUACGAAACUCCUCCCUCACCGAUGGAGGUGGCCACGCGACGAGCGGAGCGCAUCGCGAAGGAGAAGAUGAAGGUCGGCGCCAGCGCUGCCAGCGCCGGGAACGUGCCGCCGCCGGCCGCCGCCGCCGCCGCGCCUCCGCCCGUCACCGCACAGCGUAUAGUGGUGGCGGCGGCCGGCGCACAGCCCGCGCCCGGCAAGCCGGAGGUCCGCCGCCCGCGGCCGGGCGAGGCGCCGCGCGCUCCCGCACCCGCCGCGCAGCUGCUGUACCGGCAGCAGACGCUCGCCGGCAGACACCAUCUGAAAAUAUUACACCACGCGACACCCACACAGGCGCAGGGAGUGUCAGUGAGCGCGGCGGGCGGCACGCUGCAGCUGCAGCAGCUGGCGCUCCGCCGGCCGCGCGCCCCGCCGCCCGCGCCGCACCUGGUGCUGGCCCACCUGGCGCCCGCACCCGCGCACCCUACACCCUCCACACCCUCCGCACCCUCCACACCCUCCACACCCUCCGCACCCACACACCAGCAUCCCUCCGACUCGCAACAAUAA
Messenger RNA from Danaus chrysippus (African queen), 1203 nucleotides. The record is from the annotation of a GenBank genome assembly. NCBI's taxonomy places the organism in Eukaryota, Metazoa, Arthropoda, Insecta, Lepidoptera, Nymphalidae.